ACCUGAUCUGCCGCCCCACGAGCUUCUCCUCCAAACCCCCCAGUUAAACUAUCCCAACUCCAUCACGAAUCGUCCUGAACAUCUCUCGCCCCGCGGCGCACUUCUAUACAUCGCGUUCUGUCGCUCUAUAUAUCGUUGCUGUCGCAUGGUCCACGCGAUCUCGGCCCAUAUAUUAAUCGCCCAUCAUGUCUGCCGGACUUCCCUACCUCAAGAGUCUCCGCAAAGGUGACUUGUUGAAUCUUGCCGAUGUCUCUGAUCUGAAGCGUGAGGCGGGCAUUUUGAAAGCAGAACUUGAGACCGCGCUCGAUGAGCAUCUCAGUUCGAAUAAAGACAUCUUCUCCGGCGACAAGCGCUUCGCGGAUUACUACCGACGACUGUCUCAGCCGUCGCGUCUCUCGUCGCCUGUCAAGAAAGAGCCCAAGACUGAUGCGAUCGCCUCUGGUGACGACAUCAAGAAGUCUGCGCGCCGGAGAACGACCAAGGCGAAGGAAGAGUCGGACGUUACUGAUGAAUCCGACUCGGGCAGCGUGAUCAAGAGUCCUGUUCCGGUUACCACUCGCACUCCGGCCCGGUCGCCGCUGUCGUUCACUGCUUCGCUGCCCCCGUCGCCGGCGGUCGUGACGGAGGCAAUUGAUCGCCAGACGGCUCUUGCGCGCAAGAAGGUGUCGGAUGCGUGGGCUGCCUCUCGCCUGACCGAGCACACGGAUUCUCUCCGCUCGGCGCUGAGCAGCGUCAAGUCCAUUGAGGCUAUCAUCAUCGCCCUCGAAGGAUUCAGCCUCGUGAAGGAGCUCGUGCCCCUGAAGUUCCUGACCACCGUCGCUGCUGUCGAUGCGAUCCGCACCCCAGAGUUUGCCGUCAAGGUUCCCGAUCUGUUCGUCUUGCUCACUGGCUCCUUCUGGGCGCCUUUCUCCCUGUGGCUGACCACGAGCCUGUUCCUCCCUCUGACCUUUGCGUACUUCUUCAACUUGAGCCUCAAGGCCAGCCAACCUGCCGCCAGCCACUCGUAUGGCACGCGGCGCACAGCCUCUUCGAGCCAGGACAAGGCCAGCUUCGACCCUCUUGUCUACAACAUUGCCAAAGCUCUGAUCUCGUACCUGGUGUACGCGAACCACUUCACUUUCUGGGACAUCUACAGCAACUUCUCCAUUGAGAAAGUGAAUGUAUCGAUUCCCGGACAGUGGGCUGGCGUCCUCACCGGCACGGCCAUUGGCGGUAUCGGCAGCCUGUACGAGGCUAUUCUGAAGAAGUGAAAAACUGGUCCUCGCAGGGGUUCGAUUCGAGUUUUCACCAAGUGCAUUCAUUGUACUUUUACGUUUUAUAUAUGUGGAGUUGGAAACCGGGGAGGGGAGAUAGCCAUAUAUGUAAUUAUAUGGAUAUACCCCCUCUCGAAAAGAGAGAUUGAUCCUUUGAUUGUUGCAAGGGAACCGUCUCUCUAUCUCGACGUCG
Messenger RNA from Paecilomyces variotii, 1446 nucleotides. RefSeq lists its product as hypothetical. Bases 186 to 1250 code for a protein of 354 amino acids. Gene Ontology annotation, cellular component: membrane. Lineage: Eukaryota; Fungi; Ascomycota; Eurotiomycetes; Eurotiales; Thermoascaceae. The record is from RefSeq and is a predicted model, not a curated record. The transcript has 3 exons.